UGCAUGUAUUGUGUAAAUAUAUACGUAUAUUAUUGUUUUCUAGCUCUUUCAGACAUAUAAUAAUGAUAUAAAAUAAAUAUUCAUAUAAAUAUAGAUAAAUUGUCUCUGUUCAUUGCUUCGGUUACGAUUUUUUACAAUUUGAAUUUGGCGCAAGUUAGUUCACACAGAGCUUAAUAGAGGGCGUACAUGACGGUACUGUCAUUAAUUAAUAGAACCAGUCUCCUUUCUAGCAUAUAUACCAAGCACAGAUAAAAUUUUAGGAAAUAUAAGAAAUACAAUUAGUAAAAAGUAACUACAUUAUGGAUGUUUAUUUUUCUUGUAGUCUAUAAGAAUAAGUGUAAAACAUGACAAUGUUAUUGAUAUAAUCUUUAUUAUUCAAAAUAUUAAUAAUAAUUGAUAACCUUUUCAUCUAUAUAUUUACGUACGUGACAGAAAAAAUAUUUUUCCUUAAUUCACAAGAAUAUUUUAUUGUAAUUAAAUAUAAUAAACAAAAUUACAAAAUAAAUAUAUAAGAAUUAAUAUAUAAAGAAACGUGAAAAUGUCAGAAUAUGAUAAAGUGAGAACUGGAAAACUUGUUUUGAAAGGUGAAAAGAAAAGAACGAAAAAGAGGAAAUUGAAAAAACAAGAGAAAGGACAUAUUAUAACCUCAGAAGAUAAAGAUACCAUAAGUCAUGGUGGUUGGUGGAAAGCUACACAAGUGUCAGAAGUUACAGGAACAGUAGCAAUUGAAUUUGGAAAUCAUAUCUACAUGAAAGCGUUAGAUAAUGGAUUAUUUACCUUAGGUGCACCUCACAAUGAAGGCGAAGGGCCUUUACCAGAAGAGAUUCUAACAGCUUUUCCAAUAAGUGAAACUAAAGUUGCAUUGAAAUCUGGUUAUGGAAAAUACUUAGGUAUUGAUAAAAAAGGCGUUGUCAUUGGAAGAAGUGAUGCAGUAGGCAUGAUUGAACAGUGGGAACCAAUAUUUCAGGAUAACAAGCUUGCUAUUUUAAAUAGCAACGAUUGUUUCAUAUCAGUUACAGAUGAAGAUGAUAUUAUUUGUCAGAAAAGGACUGCUGGCUCUUCUGAGUUUUGUACUAUAAGAAGUAUAACUCAAAGAGCUCAAGAUCCAAAUAAGGACAUUCCCAAAGAGGAACAGGGUUCUCUUCAUGAUGUUGAAGUGAAUUAUGUGAGGAAGUUCCAGAAAUUCCAGGACAAAAAAUUAAGAAUAAGUAAAGAGGAUAGUUCUAAACUAGAGAAAGCAAAACGAGAAGGAACUUUACAUGAAGCUUUAUUAGAUAGAAGAAGCAAGAUGAAGGCAGAUCGAUAUUGUAAAUAAUUUUAUACAAAAUUGCAUUAUGCAUUUAAACAUGUAUUUAAACAUGUAUUUAGAUAAUUACUGACUUCUAAAAUGUAUAAAUUUUUAAUAAAAAUAUGAAAAAAGUAUAUGAUUAC
Bombus pyrosoma is the source of this 1431-nucleotide messenger RNA. RefSeq names its product protein FRG1 homolog (gene FRG1). The coding region runs from base 539 to 1315 and encodes 258 amino acids. The record is from RefSeq and is a predicted model, not a curated record. Gene Ontology annotation, molecular function: actin filament binding. The transcript is spliced from 5 exons. NCBI's taxonomy places the organism in Eukaryota, Metazoa, Arthropoda, Insecta, Hymenoptera, Apidae. Gene Ontology annotation, cellular component: striated muscle dense body; nucleolus; catalytic step 2 spliceosome.